AUGGAUUCCAAAAAAGCAUUCAUCAUCCUUGGCCUUUUGGCCAUGGUUCUUCUUAUUUCAGCAGUGGUGUCAGUUAGGGAUUUUACUAAGACUUUCACUAAUACCAAAGAGAAGGCUGACGAAAAGUCAAAUGAAGCAAAUGGUGCUAAAUAUUAUGUUGGAGGUUUCGGUGGUUAUGGAAGCUAUGGUUGUUAUAAUGGUAGUUACUGUGGAGGCUAUGGUGGUUACAAUGAUGGCUAUGGUGGUUAUCAUGGUGGUUAUGAUGGUGGAGGAAGCUAUGGUUAUGGCGGUAGAGGUGGUUAUAACUAA
Molecule: messenger RNA, 309 nt
Organism: Lathyrus sativus (Indian pea)
Lineage: Eukaryota; Viridiplantae; Streptophyta; Magnoliopsida; Fabales; Fabaceae
Source: the annotation of a GenBank genome assembly